Armigeres subalbatus is the source of this 997-nucleotide messenger RNA. Its product is annotated as glutathione S-transferase 1-like. The record is from RefSeq and is a predicted model, not a curated record. NCBI's taxonomy places the organism in Eukaryota, Metazoa, Arthropoda, Insecta, Diptera, Culicidae. Bases 182 to 850 code for a protein of 222 amino acids. The transcript has 2 exons. Gene Ontology annotation, biological process: glutathione metabolic process. Gene Ontology annotation, molecular function: glutathione transferase activity.
CGAGGAAGCAACCGGCAGCAGCCAAACAAACCGGUCGUUCAGCUAAACACAUUCCAUUUCUCUUGCUUGGCUGUGUGGUGCCGAAAUUUAAGAGCGCUGCUGCAUCUUCUGGCAGUAGUAGCGUAGCAGUUCAAUCGUGCGAUUGAAAAGUAAAGUUUGCUUUUGGUGAAGCUUCAACAAGAUGUCCCCCAUUACCUUAUACACUACGCGGCGUACCCCGGCCGGUAGAGCCGUUGAAAUCACCGGCAAGCUCAUCGGCCUAGAACUGGAUAUUAAGUUCAUCGAUUUGACGAAAAAGGAACAUCUCACGGAGGAAUUCCUGAAACUCAACCCACAACACACGGUACCGACCAUUGUCGAUAAUGGAGUGGCUCUGUUCGACAGUCACGCAAUCAUCGUUUAUUUGGUGCAAAAGUAUGGCAAAGAUGACACCCUGUAUCCGAAAGACUUGGUAACGCAAGCCAAGGUUAACGCGUUGUUGCACUUUGAGUCGGGCAUUCUGUUUGCUCGGCUGCGCGGCGUUCUGGAACCGAUAUUCUACCAAGGUUUUCCGGAGGUUCCCGAAGAGAAGCUGAAAGGCAUCCAUGGAGCGUACGAUCUGCUGGAGGCUACUCUUCAGUCGGAUUAUCUGGUUGGCAACUCGUUGACUCUGGCCGAUAUCAGUUGCAGCACUUCGCUGUCCACGUUGAACGCACUGUUUCCAGUCGAUGCCGAAAAAUGCCCAAAACUGGUUGCGUAUCUUCAACGCUUGGAACAGAAUAUGCCCAACUAUAAGGAGUAUAAUGCCGAUCGAGCCAAUGAAGCGCUUGCAUUUUUCAAGCUUAAGCUAGAAGAAAAUAAGAAGAAAUGAACGAAAAUGUAUUUCUUAAUCUUUACUCAAUCAUUUUAAAUCAAAUAUUCAAUAUCAAAUUUGUCUACACAUUUAUUUUCCGUCCAUGAAGUUUGCUUCCGAAAUAGGAAAACAUGAUAAUAACUAUAUUGAACUGGUUACAAUACA